AUGGUAUCAGAGCGUCACCGGAGCUACGCCGCGGUGAUUACGGCGGAGACUGAAACCGGUGAUGAAAAAGGUGGCGAGCAAGCUACGUCAUCCGAUCGCAUUCCGAUGAACUCUAGCCCUGUUCAGCUCGUGGAUGAGUUUCACGACCCUAUGUACUUGCAUGUGACGGAAAAUCCUAACCUCGUGCUCGCCUCUCCUCCUUUGUCAGAAGUCAAUUAUGCAACGUGGAGUAGAUCGAUGAGAAUUGCUCUCGAAGUUAAAAAUAAAUACGGAUUCGUUGACGGAAGCAUAGCAAGUCCUGCAGAGUCCGAUCCGAGAUUUCCGAUCUGGAGGAGAUGCAACAAUAUUGUAUGCUCCUGGAUCUUCAAGUCCCUUAGCCCUACGAUUGCAGAGGGAGUGCUGUAUUUCGAAGUUGCGGCUGAAAUCUGGAGUGUUCUUAAGAAAAGAUACUCUCAGGUCGAUGCUCACAGAAUUGCGGAACUGCAAAAUGAGAUCUACAGAAGCACUCAAGGACUUAAUGAAGAGUAUGAGAACAUUAAGUCCGGAGUUUUGGUUAUGGAUCCUAUCCCUGCUAUGGAGAAGGUCCUUAAUAUGGCCCUCAAGAUGGAAAGGAAGCUUAGAAACUCUGGCAUCAUGAAGAAUCCCGAUUUGAUUCAAUCUAAUGCUAUGCAGAACAUAACUGUACAGAACUCAGAUGACCAAUCCACUGUGGCUGUUGCAACUUCCUUUAACAAAAAGAAGUUCAGCAAUAAUUCUGGGAAGAAUGUUCCUAAGUGUGUGUUCUGUGGGAAAUUAGGACACACGAUUGAGAAGUGUUACAAGAAGCAUGGUUUCCCACCAGGGUGGAUUCCAGGUUAUAAAUCUAAGGAUAAACAAGCUCAAGAGACUCAGCCUGCUUCUGUGAACCAAGUUGGAGAUGUAGGCCUCACUGCUGAACAGUUUCAAAGGCUUGUGAGUUUGUUGCAGAGCCAAAGCCAAGGGGGUCAUUCAUCUAAUAAUGUUGUGACAGUGUCUAACACUGGAAUCAACUCAGAUUCCAUGAAGAUUGCAGAGAAACAUAAUGAAGUUCUUUGGACUACUUUGAAUCUUAUUAUGUUGUUCAUGGAGUAUCAGUAA
Messenger RNA from Ipomoea nil (Japanese morning glory), 1116 nucleotides. RefSeq lists its product as uncharacterized. Bases 1 to 1116 code for a protein of 371 amino acids. NCBI's taxonomy places the organism in Eukaryota, Viridiplantae, Streptophyta, Magnoliopsida, Solanales, Convolvulaceae. The transcript is spliced from 3 exons. The record is from RefSeq and is a predicted model, not a curated record.